Molecule: messenger RNA, 755 nt
Organism: Manihot esculenta (cassava)
Lineage: Eukaryota; Viridiplantae; Streptophyta; Magnoliopsida; Malpighiales; Euphorbiaceae
Product: outer envelope pore protein 21, chloroplastic
Exons: 4
Coding region: 115-537 (140 amino acids)
Biological process (GO): regulation of monoatomic anion transport
Molecular function (GO): voltage-gated monoatomic anion channel activity
Source: RefSeq, a predicted model, not a curated record
CAUUCUGAAGGAGAAGUCCAUUAGUUAUAGCUCUGGUGUUAUCUCCAAGCAGCAGUACUGACCUAAUUAGCCUGAAAGUGCCAGUCCAAGAACCGAAAGUGGGAAGUGUCGAUCAUGACUCAUGAGGGGAGAGCCGUUGGUGUCGAAGCUGGCUUGGCCGUGUGCGUUGUUCUUCUGGUAUUAUUGAAAAAGAGGAAGUCAAAAGGAGCUGCAGAAUUUUCAUGGAGCAUAAUUAAUUUUCAGAAAGACCAAGAUGUUAGGUUCAAAAUUGGAUAUGAAGUGGUUGAAAAGGUGCCUUACCUGCAGAUUAGGGAAAAUAAUUGGACCCUCAAUGCUGACAUGAAUGGUAGAUGGAACAUAAGAUUUGAUUUGUUUCAGAGUCGUCAUAUCUUUGGAGAAUUUAUGGGCAGAAUAAACAACUGGCUCCUUUUGAGACAUGGAUCCUUAAUUGGCUUUUUGAGGGCCACUAUGUCAAGGCCUCUUGAUUUAAAACUUGUUAUCUACAGGAGAAGUUUGAAAGCUUUGCUCAUAUCUUAGGCUGGACCUUUUAUUUAGCUCGUGCAUUAAAAGUUGUUCCUAUGUUAGAGUUAGGUGAAUGCAAGAUUUCAGUAAACAAAGGUGAAGGUCACUCCUGAUAUUGCGAGAGCACCAGAAUCAAAUGUCUUUGUGCUCGAUUCUGUUCUUCAUUUUGGUUACCAUCACUCUUGGAUGUGAAACGAAGUCAGUUAAAUUUAUUUAUUUUCUUUUAGCUUCUA